CAGAUUACAAAAGCAGUUAAAGCCCUCCUUGCAUAUAAAAAAACUAAGGAGAAUGGCAGCAAAUUACUCCUAAAUGAAUAUGAUUGGAUUUCCUUAAUGGUGACUGUUUGGAGAAUUCCGAAGCACCUACAGACCAUCAGAAUCCCUCUCCCUCAUGGUGUAAGGCCUGAUGCAUGUGAAGUUUGCCUUUUUACUAAAGAUGAGCCAAAUAUGACAAGUGAACAGACAGAAACUUUCUACAAAAAAUUACUUGCUCAGCAUGGCAUUACACAGAUAACCAAGGUAAAUAAGGGGCUAAGCUUUGUUAGUAGAUUUGAA
Messenger RNA from Staurois parvus, 318 nucleotides. NCBI's taxonomy places the organism in Eukaryota, Metazoa, Chordata, Amphibia, Anura, Ranidae. The record is from the annotation of a GenBank genome assembly.